UGGCGCCAACUGCCUGCUCUGCGGCGCGGGAAGCGGCGCGGGAGCGCGGCAUCGAGGGGCAGGCCUAGCUGGGGCCCGUAGCCCUCCGUCUUCUGGCUGGUACGCAGGUCCUGCGCACGCUGCGUGGCCGCAGCCGCCGGGCAGUGGGCGCCGGAGGGACCGGGAGGCGAGCCGGGGUCCCCAGGCGGGUGUGGGCAUCGUGCCCGCAGCCAGCGUCCCCCGAGGCCGCGCUGGGGCCAUGAUCCACUCGGUGAAGCUGCGCCGCGAUAGCGCGGCCGACUUCGUCUCGCACUAUGAGUACCUGUGCGCGCUGCAGGACUCGGUGCCUCUGCCCGCCGUGCGCGCUUCUCUGCGGGGGGGCGUGCUGGACUUCAACGCCGACCGCCUCCGCGGGCUGGACUGGGCGCCGCUUCUGAGCACCCUCAAGAUUAAUAAAGAUCUGCCCCUGAUCUGUAUCAGGAGCUUCUUCCAGCCAUGGCUUGGCGAGACAGGUUCUGACAGAAAUAAAGUUUACAGAAGUCGUGUUCCUGCGAUAAGAAAUAAAGAUGUGACCUUCCAGUUGUGUAAAGCUCUUAAAUGCUGUGUGAGUGCGUCGGGUGCGCUAAGGAACCUGGAGCUAAAUGGGCUAGUUCUGAGAGAGAGAGACUUAACUAUGUUAACAAAGGGAUUGAAUAAAUCGGCCACUUUGGUGCACCUGUGUCUUGCGAAUUGUCCAAUUGGAGAUGGAGGUUUAGAAAUUAUUUGUCAAGGUAUAAAGAACUCUAUCACUCUUAAGACAGUAAACUUCACGGGGUGUAAUCUGACAUGGCAGGGAGCAGAUCACAUGGCCAAGAUCUUAAAGUAUCAGACUAUCAGAAGGCAUGAAGAAACCUGGGCUGAGAGUCUUCGUUACAGGAGACCUGAUCUUGACUGUAUGGCUGGUUUGAGGCGCAUCACUCUGAACUGCAACACGCUUAUUGGUGACCUGGGUGCAAGUGCUUUUGCAGAAUCUCUUAGUGAGGAUUUAUGGCUUAGAGCACUUGACCUGCAGCAGUGUGGCCUCACCAGUGAAGGAGCAAAGGCUUUACUAAAGGCCCUUGAAACCAACAGAACUCUGGUCGUUUUGGAUAUAAGAAAAAACCCACUUGUCGAUCAUUCUGUGAUGAAAUCAGUUAUCAAAAAAGUUCUCCAGAAUGGAAGGAGUGCCAAGUCAGAGUACCAGUGGAUAACUUCUCCAUCUGUGAAGGAACCAUCCAAAGCUGCUAGACAGAAAAAGAGAACUAUAAUUUUGGGAAGUGGUCGAAAAGGAAAAGCUACUAUUAGAAUUGGCUUGGCCACAAAGAAACCUGUAAGUAAUGGAAGGAAACACUCUGCUGGUAAAGAAUGUUAUGCUCCUGAACCUCUACCACCUGGUGUGUCUGGUUUCCUGCCAUGGCGUACUGCAGAACGUGCAAAAAGGAACAGGGGUUUUCCAUUCAUCAAAGCUCGUGAUGUAUGUAAUCGGUUGCAGCAGUCAGAAUUUCCUGUGACUGUGACAGUAGAGAGUCCUUCCUCCUCAGAAAUCGAAGAGGUCGAUGAUUCCUCAGAAAGUAUUCAGGAAGAGCCAGAGAAAAUCAAUUUGAAACAAGAAGCAUUGCAGGAAAAACUGGAGGAGUGCCUAAAGCAGUUAAAGGAGGAAAGAGUAAUAAGACUUAAGGCUGAUAAACGAGUCAGUGAGCUGGAACAUGAAAACGCCCAGUUAAGAAAUAUAAAUUUCUCUUUGUCUGAAGCCCUUCAUGCCCACUCAUUGACAAGCAUGAUCCUGGAUGAUGAAGGUGUUUUGGGCAGCAUUGAGAAUUCUUUUCAGAAGUUCCACGCUUUCUUGGAUCUCCUUAAAGAUGCCGGGCUUGGGCAGCUGGCCACAAUGGCUGGUAUAGAUCAGUCAGAUUUUCAUUUACUAGGUCGUCCCCAGAUGAAUUCUACUGUUAGUAGUCCACCUAAAGAAGAAAAGAAGGCACUUGAAGAAGAAAAAUCAGAAUCAAAACAGGGUGCCCCAGGACAAAUGCAAAAUAUCCAAGUUUCUAUUUGUAUGCAGUCAGCUUACAAUGAAGGAACACUAAUGAAGUUUCAGAAAAUUACAGGUGAUACUAGGAUUCCUUUGUCUCUCGACUCCUUCCAGGUCCCAGUCUCUACUCAGGAGGCCUUAGAAACUUCCAAAGAUAACCUGGGGUUCCCAGUCACAGAGCAGCGGCAGGAGUCUUUUGAAGAUUUCAUUGCUAGAACAUGUCCUCCUUCAGCAGAUGUCAUUUCUGGAACUGGAAGUCAAAGAAAAGAAGAGGAGUUAUCUAGAAAUAGCAGGUCUUCUUCAGAGAAAAUGACCAAAGCAGAGUCCCAUUGAAAUGACUGGAGAAAUAUUAAAACAAAAAUAAAUUAAUAGCAGAGUUGGAAAACCAGAAAAUGAACAAUGUGGACUUCCUAGAAGAUAAAGAGCAGAUUAUUGAAAGAUGAGUUAAUUGAAGAGUGGAACAGCUAAGCCAUUCCAAUCACCUCUUUGUGGAGUACCUAAUUAUGGAGCUUGCCACCAGGCUCAGGCUAAGAAAGCAGCUCUCUGAAGUGGGGGUCCUGACACAGGAAACACUGGGAUUGGAUAACAAGGGCAUUAUCCAAAAUGACUCCAAGCAGGAACCGAAGAUAAGCUGCCACACUUCUGGUUACGGUGACCUGCCACUCCCUUUAUAAUCACCAGAGUGCCCAUAAUCAGAAUUUGUAUUCAUUGAAAGUGAACCAGAAUUCUCAUUUGGCUGAGGAAAAGCACUUCAAACCUUAGUCUUAGGCCCUCAUCUAUAAAUAUGCCAAGAAUCAUCAAAUUUGAAGAAAACCACUAACAUAAAAGGAGACACCAAAUUAAAACAAAGUAACCUGUUCAAGAAAGUAGUUACUAGAAGAAACAGAAGAAGUUUAAAAAUUAGUACAAUUAGGAUCUUCAAAGAGUCAUGGGGAUGUUGCAUCCAUAAAGAAUAGGAUGCUAGGAAAAAGAUACUUAGUUUUUGGAAAUUAAAAAUACGAUUGUGAAAACAGAACAUUCAGAAGAUGGACUAGAUAGCAGAAUAGAUUCAGUUGAAGCUUGAAUUCAUGAAAUGGAAGAUCUGAUUGAGAGAUCCCCUUAAUAUGCAUUGCAAAGGGAUGAAAGAUAAAAGUUAUGAAAAAGAAAGACUAGAAGAACACGGGAGUUGGCAUACAGUAAGUGCACAAAUAUUUGUUAUAUAAGAUAGUGCAGAUAUCAGUAUGAGCAAUGAAUCCAUGGAAGAUUUUAAAUCAAAGGAACUGAUGAUGCCAUGUGAUCUGUGUUUCCCCUUUAUAAUCACCAUGGAUGCCUAUAAUAAGGAAAAAUCUAAGUAAAUAUUAUGCUUAUAUAAAAAUGAAGUGAGCUAAAAUUCUAGGCUUUAACAUGAAUGGAGGCAGGAUAUAGAAAGUGGAACAGUGUUCAGGAUCUUGUCUUAUUCAAGGCAAGAAUAUAGUGUUUACCUCUAGGUGUUGAUAGAAAAAUAUAUUUAAGUAUAUUUGAAGUGAAAGGCAUAUCAGUAAGGACAGGUUAUGUGACGAUACUUCAGCCGCAAGCCUGAAAUCUUAGUGACUUAAAGCAACAUUGGUUUAUUUGUGCUCAUUCUGUAUGCAUUUGGCAGAUUGGCUAGAAGCCCUACUCCAUGUCCCCCUCAACCUGGGAGCCAGCUGACAAAGCAUCACUCUUUGGAACAUUGCUUGUUACAAUACCCAAGCAAAAAUAGAUUGUGAUGCAACAUACCCUGACUUAAAGCUUCUGCCUAGAUGAACGCAUGUCACUUCUCACAUUUCAUUGGCCAAAGAAAAUCACAUGGCCACGGCUGAAUUCAACUGAGCAGGGAAAUGCAGACUUACUGUGUGCCAAGACAAGGAGAGAGAGAAGCAAAUAUACGUCAACAACUUUAAUAGCCCCCAAACCACCAGGAAAGGGGGGAUGGAAUUUAAAAAUCCAAGAAAAGGCAGGAAAGAAGAAAGAAACAAGAUAAAUAGGAACACACACGAACACACACAUACAGACGGUAGCAAGACCAAAUGCUUUUCUCACAAUAAAUGUAAAUUAAAUUCUGGAAUUCCUUAAGCUUGAGUAAAAAAACAACUAUGUGCUAUUUGCAAAAAAAAAAUCUAAAAGACUUUCAUGGAUUAUAAAGAAGUAAACGAGCAUACCAGGCAGAUGCUAAUAAAAGUGUAUGUGACUAUGUUAACCUCAGAAUAAACAAUAAAUAGGACUCAAGAUGAAAACCAUUAAGUGGGAGAAAAUAAAAGCAUUUCGGCUGAUAAAAAGUAUAGUUUUGCAGAAAGAUUAUUUGAAAUCGGACCUGCAAUCUAAAAACUCAGUUUCAAAAUGUAUAGAGCAAAAACAGAAAUACAAGGAAAAGUGAGCAAACCAAUUAUGAGAGAGACUUUAACACAUCUCUCUUCCAAAUCAGUGGAUCUACUGCUACUCACUAAAUAAGAAAAUACUGACAGAACCAAGGGCUGGUGAGGAUGCAAAGUAACUGAAAUUCUGGUGGAAACACAAAAUGAUGUAGUCCCUCAAAACAGAUUGGCAGUGUCUUUAAACAUAACCAGCAGUUUCACAAGUUACGUGAAAACUUAUGUUCAUGUAAAAACAUGUAUGUGGUGUUUAUAGCAGCUCUGUUCAUAAUCAUCAAAAAGUCUUCCUAAAGGUGGAUGGAUAAACAAAUGAUGGUGUGUCCACACAAUGGAAUACUAC
Molecule: messenger RNA, 4732 nt
Organism: Aethalodelphis obliquidens (Pacific white-sided dolphin)
Lineage: Eukaryota; Metazoa; Chordata; Mammalia; Artiodactyla; Delphinidae
Gene: CEP78
Product: centrosomal protein 78
Exons: 17
Coding region: 239-2356 (705 amino acids)
Biological process (GO): cilium organization
Cellular component (GO): centrosome; ciliary basal body
Molecular function (GO): protein binding
Source: RefSeq, a predicted model, not a curated record